Zasmidium cellare ATCC 36951 is the source of this 606-nucleotide messenger RNA. RefSeq lists its product as uncharacterized. NCBI's taxonomy places the organism in Eukaryota, Fungi, Ascomycota, Dothideomycetes, Mycosphaerellales, Mycosphaerellaceae. The record is from RefSeq and is a predicted model, not a curated record. The transcript has 2 exons. The coding region runs from base 1 to 606 and encodes 201 amino acids.
AUGGCAGACCCCGACACCGUGGCCGAGACUGCUGAGAGCAUAUUCGACUCCAUGCGGGACGAUCGACUCGUCAGCAUCUACAUCGGCGACGACCCCACCCCUUUCCUCAUCCAGCAGUCCAUCAUCUGCGCCGCUUCACCUUUCUUCAAAACCGCCUUCACAGGCUCGAACACCUACGAAGAGGCGAAAACCGGCAUCCUGCGCCUACCCGAGGACGACCUCCAGGCUUGGCAGAUCUUCAUCUACUGGCUGGUUAGGGCCAAGAUUCCACAGGGAUUCGGCCUCUCUGUCAUCAAGGCGUGGACUCUCGGCGACAAGUACCAGAUCCCACAGCUGCAGGACGAUGUCAUGUUCGAAGUCAUGAGGAUACUCGACGACCACGAGGAACAGUCUAUCCAAGUCCCAAACGUUGCCUUCUCAUUCUGUCCACCGGGCUCUCUGAUGCGCAAGUUUCUCUCCGACCAGGUCGUGUUGAUCGCGAAGCAUUGUCCACGCGCUUUGUGGGAUUGGAACAGCCUCGAGGCCCUGUGUGAAGAUCCAGGAAAUCGCAGGGAUCUUCUGCAUGCUCUUUUUCGCAAUGAGCAGGAGAAUUUGUUCGGAUGGUAA